UUAAGAGGGAGAGAGACAGAACCCUCUAAAAGUUAAAGGUGGGACUUCAAUCCAAACGCUCCAAAAAUGAGUUUCAGAAGCUUCAAGAGAGAGAGAGAGAAAGAACCCUCUUAAAGUGAAAGGUGGGACUUCAAUCCAAACCCUCCAAAAAAGAGUUUCAGAAGCUUCAAGGAUUCACCUGCAUUUAUAUCUCUGCAUUCUCCUUGUCAAUAUGACGCUCACUGUAAACGAGCACCUUCUACGAUCCCUCAAACCCAUGCUCAAUCGUUAAUGUUUCUCUGCUUCCAUUCUAUUUAAUUAUUUGGGUUCUCCCUUUGUUUUUCGCUGUGUCCUUACCUGAUGGGUCCUGAUAUUGGGUUGACGAAGAAGUGAUAGAAAAGCUCAGAAGGAGGGAAAAAAGCAAAAAAAAUGAUACCAGUUGGAGAAGAAGUUGGUGUUCCCCCUUCUCUGGAAUGGAGAUUCUCUCAGGUAUUUGGGGAACGUGCAGCAGGAGAGGAAGUUCAGGAAGUGGAUAUUAUCUCGGCAAUUGAAUUUGAUAAAACGGGUGAGCAUCUUGCAACUGGAGAUCGUGGGGGUCGUGUGGUUCUAUUUGAAAGGGCAGAUGGAAGAGAUCGUACAUGUAGGAAGGAGCUCGAGAGAUUGGAUCAUCCCAUCACAAAACAUCCUGAAUUUCGCUACAAGACGGAGUUUCAAAGCCAUGAGCCUGAGUUUGAUUAUCUCAAGAGCUUGGAAAUAGAGGAGAAAAUUAACAAGGUGCAGUGGUGUGAAAUGGCAAAUGGGACCCUUUUCCUUCUGUCCACAAAUGACAAGACAAUAAAAUAUUGGAAGGUUCAAGAAAAGAAGGUAAAGAAGAUUUGUGAGAUGAAUUUGGAAUCAGCACCCGUAAGAAAUGGAUACGUAGCUGGCACGGCUGGAGCAUUGAACCCAAAAAUAUGUGCAGCCAAUGGUGGAUCUCCACAAAGGCACCAUAAUUAUCCUGACUUUGUGUUUCCUCCAGGAGGAAUCCCAUCACUUCAUCUACCGGUGGUAGUAGUUAGCCAUGAAAAGAACGUUGUACCGAGGUGUCGGCGAGUAUAUGCUCAUGCUCAUGACUAUCACAUCAACUCCAUUUCAAAUAACAGUGAUGGGGAGACAUUUAUAUCAGCAGAUGAUCUGAGAAUAAAUUUAUGGAACUUGGAAAUAAGUGAUCAAAGUUUCAAUAUCGUAGAUGUGAAGCCUGCAAACAUGGAGGACCUCACCGAGGUGAUAACAUCUGCGGAGUUCCAUCCUACUCACUGUAAUACACUCGCAUACAGUAGUUCAAAGGGCACAAUUCGACUUAUUGACUUACGGCAAUCAGCUCUUUGUGAUACUCAUGCAAAACUAUUUGAGGAGCAGGAAGCACCAGGGUCAAGGUCAUUUUUCACCGACAUAAUUGCUUCAAUAUCAGAUAUUAAGUUUGCAAAAGAUGGAAGAUAUAUUCUGAGUCGUGAUUACAUGACACUUAAGUUAUGGGAUUUAAACAUGGAAACUGGGCCGAUUUCAACUUUCCAGGUCCAUGAGUAUCUACGACCUAAGCUCUGUGAUUUGUAUGACAAUGAUUCGAUGUUUGACAAAUUUGAGUGCUGUCUAAGUGGUGAUGGCCUUCGGGUUGCAACGGGUUCUUAUAGCAACCUGUUCCAUGUCUUUGGUUGUGCUGCUGGCAGCCAUGAAGCAAUGACUUUGGAGGCCAGCAAGAAUCCUACAAGACGACAAGUUCAGACACCUUCUAGGCCUUCAAGAUCCUUUGGGAAUUCAACACGUGGUCGCAGAAGAGGACUGGAAAGUGAUGCCAAUGGUGGGGCAUUUGACUUCACAACAAAGCUGCUUCACCUAGCAUGGCACCCUACUGCCAACUCGAUUGCCUGUGCUGCUGCAAAUAGCCUGUACAUGUACCAUGCGGAUGACCCAUCAAAACAAGCCUCACCCCCUCAUGUUCUUGAACCUGAUACAACGACAUGAUAGAAGCUGUCAUUCUCCAAGUAUUUGUGUACUUCUCCAUGCAUUUGUGUAUUCAUGUUUAUUAGGGACGAUAUGUAGCAUGGUCAAUUCUUUGGAGAGAGAGAGAGAGAGAGAGAGAGAGAAAUUCUUUGCUCCUUUUUUGUUCCUUCUUUUUGCAUCUGAGCUAGUAAAAUAUUUAAGUGGAGGUAGGUAAGUGCACCUCUUAAGUGGGAUGACAGAAAAGGAAGUUUGUAGCUUGAAUGGAACUUGUAUUCUAGUCCUUGAGCUCUACUUCUUAAUCUUCUGUGGCUGCAAGCCACUGUAAUUUAAUACCUGGAGGGCCCAUUUAAUUUGGAACCAUUAUUGUCAACAUAUAUAUAAUGUGUUUGUGCAUAUUGCCCAAUUAAAUUUGAUCCAAUUCAACUGAA
Amborella trichopoda is the source of this 2387-nucleotide messenger RNA. Its product is annotated as serine/threonine protein phosphatase 2A 55 kDa regulatory subunit B beta isoform. The record is from RefSeq and is a predicted model, not a curated record. Gene Ontology annotation, molecular function: protein phosphatase regulator activity; protein binding. Lineage: Eukaryota; Viridiplantae; Streptophyta; Magnoliopsida; Amborellales; Amborellaceae. Gene Ontology annotation, cellular component: protein phosphatase type 2A complex.